This is a messenger RNA of Astrephomene gubernaculifera, 588 nucleotides long. NCBI's taxonomy places the organism in Eukaryota, Viridiplantae, Chlorophyta, Chlorophyceae, Chlamydomonadales, Astrephomenaceae. The record is from the annotation of a GenBank genome assembly.
AACUCAAAUGACCCCAAAACUCCAUCAAUGUUCGUUGUCCUAUGCUUUCCCGACAUCAAGCUCUAGUUUCUCUGUCACUCUCUCAGAGUUAACAAUACUUUUUGCGCUUCUUGAGCUCACACCGGUUGUUCCUUUGGAAGUCCUCUGUUCGGCGAGUCUGUUGGAGUCCUUGGCACCUGGAUACCAACGCUUGGGGAAGGAUAACGUGUAGCUUGGUUGCUUCUGACGCGCCCUAAAGGUGCUAGCCCGGGUCGUCUCAAGUGUGCGGCUUUGCCGCCGCUAUGCGGCAGAUGGCCGCUGGUCCCAGUAUUAAGGAGCAGCGCGUUACAGUUGACACGGCGCUGAGCUUGCAGCUAUGGAGGGCUACUGGGCUGGCGCCUAAAGCGCUCCAAUGCCCGCGGCACGUCUUCUCUUCUGAACCUGACAGCGAGCCAUCAACUUCAGCCCCUCCAGCCGACCCAUUUGUUUUUAGAGUACCUCAGCUACCGUUAUCCUCGCAGUGCUUUUAUAACGGACCUAUCGACACCUUGCCAUCGUACCAGCAAAGCGGAAACCAGGGCCUCCAGCUGUCACGACGUCCUACGCGAG